Mercurialis annua (annual mercury) is the source of this 696-nucleotide messenger RNA. Its product is annotated as dormancy-associated protein homolog 3. The transcript is spliced from 3 exons. NCBI's taxonomy places the organism in Eukaryota, Viridiplantae, Streptophyta, Magnoliopsida, Malpighiales, Euphorbiaceae. The record is from RefSeq and is a predicted model, not a curated record. Bases 85 to 477 code for a protein of 130 amino acids.
UUCUCACUCCCUUCUAUGCUGGCUAUUAUCUGGUGUUUUACUCUUAUCGUACGCUUUUUUCAGCUAAACUAGCUAACGUGCGCCAUGAGCUUACUUGACCAGCUAUGGGACGACACCGUCGCCGGACCUCGUCCGGACAGCGGUCUCGGCAAGCUCCGGAAGCAAUCCACCUUCAAUAUGCGGUCCACUUCCGGCAAGGAAUCGGACGGUCGAAACGUGAGAUCGUUAGGUGAUGAUUCAGCGGAGGAGGUAACUAAAGUUACGCGCAGUAUCAUGAUAGUAAAACCGCCUGGUUAUCAGAACGGAUCAACUCCUCCGGUUUCUCCUGCCGGAUCAACUACUCCGGUAUCUCCAUUUUCAGGUAAGGAAGCAGAGAGCCAUUUCGGUUUCGAAGAAGAUCAACAUCGGACGCAUAUGAGAAGGCAAGCGAGGCUGGACCCAGGAGUCCUACUCCUCCUUACGACGUCUGAUAUAUAACGACGAGACAAUUUUAAUAUAAUCGUUAUCAGGCCGCUAUAAUGUGUAAUGUUGUGUGUAAGGAAGGCAUGUUUUUAAGUUUGUAGUAUGGAAGUUGGGUGUGUAUAAGUAGUAGUGUAGACUGUUUCGGAAGUUUAGGUUUAGUGAUGAUAUGUGAGAAGCAGUGAUAAUGUAGUUUUGCUAUCUGUAUAUAGUAUUAUAUAAGCUUUCAUUUCUCUU